This is a messenger RNA of Cyphellophora europaea CBS 101466, 978 nucleotides long. RefSeq lists its product as uncharacterized. The record is from RefSeq and is a predicted model, not a curated record. The transcript is spliced from 3 exons. Lineage: Eukaryota; Fungi; Ascomycota; Eurotiomycetes; Chaetothyriales; Cyphellophoraceae. Bases 1 to 978 code for a protein of 325 amino acids.
AUGGCCAAGGUCGCAUUUGAGGACCUAUCUGGAGCCUCGACUCCCGUGACCAGCAAUCCAUACGAUGGAUUAAUCCAAGCUACUGGUAAUGACACCAAAACGCUCCAAGAAAGCUACCAGCUUCAUCGAGAGACGCGCAACCGACAACAGAAGGCCAAGAUUCUAUCAGAUGAUUUCAGUGGAUGGAUUCUCGACGAGCAUCUCGUCAAAUUAGACGGCCAUCAGAGAGACGACGACUAUGUUGAUCCUCGGAACUGCCUGGUUUUCUGGGGCCGACCACCUGGAAAGGUCAAGCAGCUUAUCCACAUCAUUCAGCAAAAGCUCAAAGAUGCAGCUCCAGACAUCUGGCUCAUGCCACUGGAUAGACUCCACAUUACGGCGAUGGAAGUGACGCACUCCAAAACUGCCGAGGAAAUAGAUCGCCUGGUCAAUGUGCUUAAGCCCAACUUCCAGCUGAUAGCCGACUACCCAUCUCUGCACCGUGCUCGCCUCAUCAAACCCAUGAUCAGCUAUGAUGCUGCUGCGCUUGCCCUUAGCUUCGUGCCGGCAGCCGGAGAAAACCCAGGCCGAGGCCGCAAAGUCGAAGAGGACGACUACACCUACCAUCAUCUCCGCCGAGACCUCUACACGCUCAUCACUAAGGCUGGCGUUGAGGUCGGGUCACGCUAUGUUGUGCCCUCUGCACAUCUCACCAUAGCACGCUUCAACUCAAAAAACCCUUUUGGCGACGACCCACUUGAUGCUAGCGCAGGGCUUGACAUGAAGAAGCGCAAGCACUGGAUCAGUGAGAUUGAGAUGAUCAACAAAUGGUUGGAGGCGGAGUAUUGGCCGGACCGCAGUGGUCACGAGGGAGAGGGGAUCAUGCCGGGCGGAGAAUUCAUUCCCGGUGAGGAGAAGGGGCUUGACUUCAGGAAAGGCCGAUUGUGGUACGGAGGUGGUGAAACGGUCUACCUGGGCAAGGGUCAUCAUCUUAGUUAA